CUGCAUUGCCAAGGGUAUCUCAGCAAAGACCUCCUGGGGUCUUUCCUGCCCUCCAACUACAGCAGGCCUGUGCCUUCCUUGGCCUUAAGGAAGGGCAGAGCUAUCCCUAGGCUGGUGGGUGAUGUAUGACUGAAGUCUCAGUGCUGGCAGUGGGAACAAUGGUCCCUUGUCAUUUUCCCUGUAAGCCAAAGAUAGGAGUUGCAUUGAUCCUGCUGGCAUCCAAAGCAGCUGGGAACAUCCGCCAAGCCUGCCUGGGUCUCUGCAGAUAAACAGCACGUGGGGAGUGGGGCGGGUGGCUGGGCAGUUUGGCUUCUUGCUGCCCCAUUAGGCUCCUUUUCUUCUUCUCCCCUUCCCCCUCCUCCUCAGCAAUGUGUUCAAAUCCCUCAGACAGCUACUGGGCACCACUGAAGGGACCAGCCCAGGAGUGGGACAAUAAAAUCCCUGACACCACUGUUCAAGAGGCCUGAGGGGGGGGAAGAUCAGGCCAGCUGCACGGGUAUAAAGCUGUCCUGCGCUCCCAGCACAGCACUGCAGCACAGUUGUUUGCCAGCCACCUCCAGCGCACUCCAAUGGAUAUCACCAUUCAUAACCCCCUGAUCCGCAGACCCUUCUUGUCUUGGUUGGCGCCGAGUCGUAUCUUUGACCAGAUAUUCGGAGAGCACCUGCAGGAAUCAGAGCUACUCCCUGCUUCCCCCAGCCUCAGUCCCUUCUUGAUGAGAUCCCCCAUUCUUCGGAUGCCCAGUUGGCUAGAAGCAGGACUCUCUGAGAUGCGACUGGAGAAGGACAAAUUUUCUGUAAAUCUUGAUGUGAAACAUUUCUCCCCUGAAGAGCUAAAAGUGAAGGUGCAGGGGGACAUGAUAGAAAUUCACGGGAAGCAUGAGGAGCGCCAGGAUGAGCAUGGCUUUAUUGCCAGGGAGUUCAGCAGGAAAUACAGGAUUCCAGAUGAUGUGGACCCUCUGACCAUAACUUCAUCACUCUCUCUGGAUGGUGUCCUGACUGUGAGCGCACCAAGGAAACAAAGUGAUGCCCCAGAGCGCACUAUCCCCAUCACCCGUGAAGAGAAGCCUGCCAUUGCAGGAGCCCAAAGGAAGUAGGCUGCUCUUCCAAGUCACACUGAGGGGGCCAUUUGAGAGUACUUUUCAUCAGAUACCAGCUAUGCUGAAUGGCUACUCUUAUUUAUGCUGAGAAAGUUUACUAACAAAUAAAAUAUGAAUAAGCA
This is a messenger RNA of Neopsephotus bourkii (Bourke's parrot), 1219 nucleotides long. It is a transcript of the gene CRYAB, whose product is annotated as crystallin alpha B. Gene Ontology annotation, biological process: protein refolding; response to heat. NCBI's taxonomy places the organism in Eukaryota, Metazoa, Chordata, Aves, Psittaciformes, Psittacidae. The record is from RefSeq and is a predicted model, not a curated record. The coding region runs from base 570 to 1094 and encodes 174 amino acids. The transcript is spliced from 3 exons. Gene Ontology annotation, molecular function: protein folding chaperone; structural constituent of eye lens.